AUGCGCUCCGGCUCCUUUAUUGAGGUGGGCACUCAGAUUCUGGCCCUCGGUCUAUUGGGCACUUCGCUCCAGUCUACCGCGACGAGCUUCGAUCCUGGACGCAAGGCUGCAGGGCAACAGGAGCCGCAGCAGCCGUUGGCAACCACGCGGUCAACGGCAGAGGUGCCGCUGCAGCGGACGACGCAGCCCUCAGCGCAGCCGCCACCGACGCCAGCAUCGCAUCCAACGAUAAGGCCGGCGACGUCGCAGGCUGCGCAUCGGACGGUACUUCCGACGAGGAGGCCAGCAGACAUCGAGAAGGACGGCAAAGCCGGCAGCGCAGCCAGCGACAAGCGCGACGCCUCAGUCACGAGGGGCAGCGGCCACAGGCACGACGACGGCUCCGCUAACCAAGGAGGAGCUGCAGGAGGAUUAGGAAUGGCAGAGGACCGACGCGAGGCGGAGCGGCGACAACGCGAUGAAGAGGCCUGA
This is a messenger RNA of Drosophila obscura, 471 nucleotides long. RefSeq lists its product as uncharacterized. The transcript is spliced from 2 exons. Lineage: Eukaryota; Metazoa; Arthropoda; Insecta; Diptera; Drosophilidae. Bases 1 to 471 code for a protein of 156 amino acids. The record is from RefSeq and is a predicted model, not a curated record.